CGUUAGCUGAAGAAUAAUGUCGAGAGCUUCCAAUGAUUCAAUUUUAAUGGUCUUCUUCUUCUUCUCUUCCUCCACAAAGCCGCUGAAAUCCCUGCAAUGCUUCCCCAGAGGUCGUCUCUUCGCCCACUACUCCUCACUCACUUCCCUGCAGUGCGGCCAGCUCUUGCAGUCCCUGACGAACUCCAAGUCCUUAUGCAAAGGCCGGAAACUCCAUGCCCACAUGCUCGUCUCCGGCACCCUCCACCACAACUCCUACUUGAACUCGAAACUCGCCGCAUUCUACGCGAUCUGCGGCUGUAUGAGCCAAGCCCGGGAGGUAUUUGAUGAGACUAUGUCGAAAAAUUCCUUCCUUUGGAACUCCAUGAUCAGGGGCUAUGCUUCCAGAGACUCCCCUGUCGAGUCGAUUGUCUUAUACCGCGAAAUGCUUCGUCUUGGACAGAGGGCAGAUCGCUUCACUUACCCUUUUGUGCUGAAGGCCUGUGGGGAGUUGUUGAGUGUUAAGGCUGGGAGGAUCGUUCACAGUGAGGCUGUGGUUAAUGGAUUGGUUUCGGAUGUUUAUGUGGGCAACUCUCUGAUGUCAAUGUAUUCAAAGCUUGGGGACUUGCAGGAUGUGAGGAAGGUGUUCGAUAGAAUGCCCGAGAGGGACUUGACAUCUUGGAGCACCGUGAUUUUGAGUCAUGCUAAGAACGGAGAUCCCAAGGAGGCCGUAGAUGUUUUCCGAUCAAUGGGAAGAGCUGGAGUUGUUGCAGAUGGGACAACUUUGUUGGCUGUGCUCGAUGCCUGUGGUCAGAUGAAAGCAAUAAGGCAGGGGAGAGAGAUUCAUGCUUUUGUGGUGAGGAAUAGCUCCAGAGCUCGUAAUGAAUUCGUGGGGAACUCUAUUAUCGGGAUGUAUUGUGAUUGCAAAUCUACUUUGGAAGCAAGGAAAUUGUUCGAGUCCAUAAAUAGAGAUCUUGUGUCAUGGAACUUGAUGAUUUCUGGUUACUCACAAAAUGGGGAUCCAUUUCAAAGCAUCAAGCUUUUCUCUCGGAUGGUUCGACAAAGUUUAGAGCAUGGGCCUGAUGAAGUCACCAUCACUGCCAUCCUUGGAGCUUGUGAUCAAAUCAUGGCCCUCCAAUUCGGCAUGUCAGUACAUUCUUAUCUUGCUAAGAGAGGAUUUAAUGCGAAUCAUUUCGUCGGUACAGCUCUUGUCAACAUGUACUCGAAAUGCGGGAGUUUAUCCUGUUCACAUCUCGCUUUCAAUGAACUUCCCCAAAGGAGCUUGUUUUCUUGGAGCUCUAUCAUCUCAGGUUAUGGAGUUCAUGGUAGAGGAAGGGAAGCUCUCUUUGCAUUUAAUAAAAUGGUUUCAGAAGGUUUAAAACCAGACGAGGCCGUUCUCACUUCUGUUCUAUCAGCUUGUAGUCACUCAGGUCUAGUGGACGAAGGAAAAGAGAUUUUUGAGAGUAUGAAGAGAGAGUUUGAUUUGAAGCCUACAUGUACACAUUACUCGUGUUUGGUGGACAUUCUUGGGCGAGCUGGGAAGUUAAAUGAAGCAUUUGAGCUGAUCGAAAAUCUCGAGUUUAAACCUACAAGGGAUAUGUGGGCUGCACUUCUUUCGGCUUGCUGGUUACACCGAAAUAUUGAGCUCGCUGAAAUUGCUGCUCAGAGGAUAUCCUCUGGGAACCCAGAAGAUGUCAGUAGCUAUAUUUGCCUUUCAAAUAUUUAUGCUGCAGAAAAAAGAUGGGCCGACGUACAAAGACUUAGGGCCAUGAUGAGGGGACAGAGACUGAGAAAACCACCUGGGCAGAGCUUCAUUGAAUUGGAUAAGAAGAUUCACCGUUUCUUAGUUGCAGAUAAGUCACAUGAACAAUCGGAUGCUAUAUAUGCAAAGUUGAAGGACUUGAGAGAACAGCUUGAGAUGCAUGGAUAUAGUCCUGAUACGAGUUCAGUGUUGUAUGAUGUUGAUGAGGAAGUUAAGGAGAUGAUGGUUUGGGAUCAUAGUGAGAAACUUGCUCUUGCUUUUGGGCUUAUUAAGUCACCUCCUGGGUCGACUAUCAGGAUCACAAAGAACCUCCGUGUUUGUGCAGAUUGUCAUACAGUGACGAAACUAAUUUCGAAGCUAGCAAAUAGGGAGAUAGUCAUGCGAGAUAUUCGUAGGUUCCACCACUUUAAAGAUGGGUUAUGUUCUUGUGGGGAUUACUGGUGAGAAAGCAAAAAAGAAUGCUCCUCUAAUUAUGCCAUGCUCGCUGUAUUCAUCAAGUGUGUUCCUUCGAGUGAAGUCGGUCGAUAUGAACUUCAUCUUUAGAGAGGAAAAUGUUCUUUCGUUGGAGUGGAAAUGAAGGCAUCCUUUUGCUAAGAACUGAUGCUUGCAGUUGUGCACCGGAAUCCUCAGCUAUGGAUGGGAUAUUAACUUUUAAAGCUCUACCAGCAGUGCCAAUUUCAUGUUCACUGUAGAGCUUAAAAUCCGCGUUUCUGCUGAGUCACAACUCAAUAGAAUGAUGCUACACGUUCCUUAUUACAUUGCAGAUUAUGACAUGUCACUUGUGUUGCAAGGCGGCAGCUCAUACGUUGAUACCGACAGCUAAAACAGCAGCCGUCUUCUCUUUUGCUGGAACUAUGAAUCUAGAGGGUCUUUAUCUUUGGCAAAAUGCGGCACGUUAAGUAUCCCAAAGGAGACAGUCGAUAAGUGAGCAGUAUCUCUUCAGUGACACUUGUGCAGCGUUACUUGUUUUUGCUGGAAACGUGAGCGAGGAAAAAUAAUCGGCAGCAAGUUAUUGGUUGAACAGUUUUCCACCUCCAGAGCUUACUGUAUUUGCCGACCUAAUCGAGCAUCAACCUUAUGAUAGAUGGAUGGAUUCUUGAUCCAUUGAUGGGUUGCAGCUGUGUUCGGCUGCCAAGAUUGAGGACAUUGUAGGAUUUUAAGUAUAUCCUAAUGCUCUUUGUGGAGGAGAUCAAGAGUGGAUUCGGGAUCUUCAGAAUUGUUACUUUAGAAAGAGGUGUGAUGUUCCCCUACUGAGCCACUGGAUAUGGGAAUUAAGAAAUCUGCAGUCCCUUUCAGAUGGUUUGCCCUCGGAAUCAGAAUUACCGAGCGUAUUCAUUCAGCUGAACCUUCAAGUUCUUUAGUUUCCAACAUAGGUCUGGCAUAUAGUGUCCUUUUUGGGCUUUGGUAGCCAAGACGCCUUAACAAUUCGGGAACACCUAUUAUAAGAGAACAAUCAAAAGCUUUGAACUAGAGUUUACCCGCUUGCCAAUAUUAAGAACAGCUGGACAGGAGAGUACAAGCUCCUACCGCACUAGACGAUCAAUGCUGACCAAUCUCACUUGUCUAAAACACGAAUCGAUUUGAGAAGGAGGAUAAUAUUCUCAAGAGUGAGAUAUCUCAAUUAGGGGCAUAAGCAACUACUCAAAGCUUCCUGUGGGUUACUCUGGUUCAGCACGAUCGAUCAGAGUCCUAGACGAUAUAUUAAUUCGUAUCACAGACCAAAAGGAUUAUGUGUCUUGUUUUUACUUAGAUGUAUAUUCUGGAUCAACGGAUAAGAUCUCCACACGUUCUUUCGUGAACUGCACAUGCAUGUUCCUGUAUCUUCUCAUGAUCAUCUAAUAUGAUUUUGGUCUGAAAUGGUUGGAAGAUUA
Messenger RNA from Punica granatum (pomegranate), 3609 nucleotides. The record is from RefSeq and is a predicted model, not a curated record. NCBI's taxonomy places the organism in Eukaryota, Viridiplantae, Streptophyta, Magnoliopsida, Myrtales, Lythraceae.